GUACAUACGGGGUGGAUGACGUACACGCCGGUGGACUAUAUAGGUUGGAAAAUAGACAGUAUAAAAGACAAAGUCGUGGCCAGGAUUUUCAUCAGUUCGCUCAAGCGAUUUCUCAGAUCGAAGAAGCUCAAGCCAACACACAACAAAAACCCCGACAAAAUGAAAUCCCUGUUCAUCCUCUUUGCCAUCGUCGCUGUUGUGGCGGCCUUCCCUGAACCCGAACGAGAACGCCGUGGACUCCUUGCCGCCCCAGCUAUCGCGCUUGCUCGUCCAGCUCUCGCUCCCGCUGUCGCCAUCGCCCCUGCUCCUAUCGCUAUCGCUGCCCCAGCGCCAGCCCUUCUAGCCGCUCCUGCCAUUGCCGCCGGGCCCUGGGCGAAAGCAUGGUAAAUCAUUAUAUUUAGUAUCCCGGCGUAACUGGACCUGAAGUAUUAUACUAUACACCGACGAUGGGAAAGGUUUUAUUUCUCGUCGUGAAAAAAAAAAUUCGAAUUCAGCGAUUGGUCACACCUGAUCAAUGUCCCCUUUCGGCCUUAAUUCUGAUCGACAAUCCCCCUGUAAUCGGCAUCAGUGAAAAUUGCACGUUCCCCCCCUUUUUCCUAUUGUAAUUUAAAUUUUACUAUCAGAUAAUAAACUUAUUUUAAAUAUUA
Messenger RNA from Frieseomelitta varia, 647 nucleotides. RefSeq lists its product as uncharacterized. Bases 16 to 387 code for a protein of 123 amino acids. The record is from RefSeq and is a predicted model, not a curated record. NCBI's taxonomy places the organism in Eukaryota, Metazoa, Arthropoda, Insecta, Hymenoptera, Apidae. The transcript is spliced from 3 exons.